UCGUAGAGAAGGAAUCAGAUAGAGUUCGCAAUGGUGAUGUUUUCAAAAUCUUCUACGUAGAACUCUUACACAGUCAUCAUGUACGUACUUUCUGUUUUUUCGAAUUUUCAUUUUGUCAUUUGUUUGUUCUGGGCAGAAACCGGGAGUCGCAAUCGGCGUUUGUCUCUGUACUGGUUGAGUCGUGAGAACCCGCCAGUGGAAGAAGAAAAAUUUCCGAGUUCGUUUGCAGAAUUCAAAUGGUGUAGUGGCAGAUUACGAUCGAUUAAACGAGCAGGCUUAUUUAUAAUUUUUUCUUCCUUGAAGUAAAGGGUUUUCUCAUUUCCAAAUGCUGAUCGAGAUUCGGCAAAAGUAAAGUUCUUCAAGUAGAUGUGUUGUGUUGCACCGGCCACAUCGAUUUCCCCAGAAUGCAGCGCGGUACUUCUCCAAACCUUUUGGAACUAUUCAAUAGGGGGUGUUUUUGAUUGGGGUUCCACAGCCCAUUCAAGCGUGGUGUUUGUCGACAAAAAUUUAUCUGCCGUAGCAGCUAGGCGAAUAAUGACGCUUUUCGACAAUUUGUGAAACAAAGUCUAAAAAAGAAAGAGACUUUUUCGAACUGCGGCUUGAACAAUGGAAAAGUCACAUUUUGUUUCAGUUUUUGUCCCAGGGACGAAGCAAUUAGCGCAUUAGCGAACGAUCGAAGAAUAAGCAAACAUGUUAUUACUGUAAAGCCAACGCUUCCUUCUCUCAUAAAAAUAACCUUGCGUUUCUCAAGACUCUCGCAAUCAUUUGAAAAGACAAAACUCUAACACAAUGCACGCCAUGAUCAUCCCCUCCGAAACGAUGUUGCUAACAUCGGCCACAUCCAACGAAGCCAAGGUAACCAUCAUGACCGCCGAUGAUGAAACCGCGACUUGCAGCAGUUUCACUGAAAGCGACGACAGCACUACCUCGCAUACUCUCAAAGAGGUGAAAGGGUCAAUCUUGGGACCCUCCACUAGCGAUACUGGAUCGGAAUCGGAAUCAGUCCUGAGCAGAGCCAGUAGUUCAAGCAGCAUUGAUUCUCUGGACGAGAGUGAAAAUGUCAUCACCAAGAAACGAGUAUCUUUUGAUGCUGUCAACAUUCGCAGCUAUCAACAAACUAUGGGAGACAACCCAGCUGUGAGCUACGGGCCGCCAAUUCAACUCGAUUGGGAUUACGAAGAACACGAUAGCAUCGAUAUAGAUUCCUACGAAGCCUGCAGAGGUCUUUCACGCAGGACUCUGCGCCAAAUGGCCACUAGUUACUACCAACGGAAGACAUUUUUGGAACGAGAGUACKGAUUCACCGAGGAAGAGACCAGGCAAGCGAAGAAAGACGCGAACAAAAUCAAGUUCCGCCGAGAGGUCACCAAGUCUCUACUCCCAUACAUGCAUGUGGAAGAUGCGAUCGAGAGUGUCGGCAGGAAAGUCAAGCGAAUGGUGUCGAAAAGAUGAGAUGACUUCGGUCAUUCCCAAUUUUGUUUCACGAUUUUUCCCGAAGUGAUCUCUGUAAUAUUAUGAAUAUAAACUAGAACUUGUACACUCUUCCACAAUGCCUUGGCAACAACUAUCUUAUGAAGUGAACCUAUUAUCUUUCGUCUUCUAUCUGUAGUAGUAAAGGCCAAGGUCUGAAAGGUGCACACCCUGUCGAACCCCUGUAAGAAAGAACGAAAUAUGUUUUCAUCAAUUGUGUUUUGUGUUAAAGCAAACUAUUACAGUCCUCUUGUCCGUAGAAGUCGGUGGGCAACGCCAUCAUCACCAGCAGGAAUAUCCUUUUCUCCUCCUUCGUCGUCACCAUUAUCCUCUUCUUCUUCGUUUUCUUCAUCGUUUUCUUCCUUGUUUUCUGCAUCGUUUUCUUCGUUGUUUUCUUCGUCGUUCUCUGCUUCAUUAUCAUCACCGCUGCCACUUUCUUCCGCUUGAUUAGCUUCUUCCUGGUUUUCUUCCUGGUUAUCUUCUUCGUUUUCUUCUUCAUUUUCAUCACCACUACCACUUUCCUCCGUUUGAUUAGCUUUAUCAUCAUCGACACCAUCCUCUCCUUGUUCAUUUUCUUCAUUGGCUUCUUCAUCUUCAGCUUCAGCACCAUUUUCUUCAUUAGCUUCUUCUUCAUCUUCACCAGUCUCUUCUUCUUGAUCAUCUUCUUCAUCUCCAGAACCAUCUUCUUCUUGCCCUUCUUUUUCAUCGUUCCCGUUCUCAUCGUCAGUAUUUGCUUCUUUACUGUCAUCAUCGCCCCCGCCAUCAUCGUCUCCGCCACCAUCGUCCCCGAAGCUAGGUUCUCCGUAUUGUCCCUUUUGAUGAAGCGCAUUGUCGGCUUCGUUAUAAUUUAUACAGCCAUUCUGGACAUCAAGCUCUUCGUCGUCGUCAUAAUCCCAUAACGACUCCAUACUCAGUGAGCGUUCUCCACCUUUGAAAUCAACCGUGCCGGGACUAAAGACAAUGCGGCAUUGGGAUUCAUAUGUCCAUUGCCGAGGAAUAGGUUCAAACCAACCCAAUUCAGGCGACGGCGGUUCAUUGCUUCCGCGCCUCUUGUGGACUACAAUGCUUACCGAUUCCACAUUGUUUUCGGCAUCGAUAGUAACUCCGUCAUAUUCACGGUCUAUUAAGCCGUUGCUAUACCGUUCUGCCAAAUUUACUGCAAAAUGGAGGUAAUAAGGAGUGUCUCUAGCACUGGCGCCUUCACGCAGUAGAUAAUACUCGUAAGUAUCGUACCAGUAAUCGAUUUCUCUCCGCAGGUAGCUGGCGUCGGCCCACUCCUUUUCUUGAUAAAGAACAGGUUCUUGCCCGUUGCUGAAACGAAUGACAGCAGUCAGUCUUGCUUGCGCAUGCGGGGGUUUCUUAUCGAAUAAAAUGUAUGGACCCGAAAAGAGCCCUGUCAUCGCAGUGAUCGUAUAGAGACUUUCACUUACAAACUCAGGAGGAUAAACGAAUGUUUCCACCAGAGAGGUAUAAGGAGCGGGCAUCGCCAGUUCCAUUUGAUCAGACGGGAAGGUAUUAAAGAUCAAUAAGUACAGGAUAGAUACAGCAAAAGUAGUUUCGGCCAACAUUUUGCGUCUAAAAGCGUGAGAUCCUGCUUUCGUGGCUUUGUACUUCAACCUGCUCUCCAUGGCGGCGUCGGAAUUGGAUUUACCAUCGUUUGGGUAAGCGAAGAAACAUACCCAACCAAGGACUGACAGAUACUCAAAAAUAUGCAUCAACAAAGCCAACUCGAUACCAAUAUGCAGGAUCACAAUGGCAGCAAAGGUGAUUUUUCGGGUUUUGAGGGGCCAAAUGGUCACGAUGCAGAGCAUCUCGAUCGUGAGCGACAACCAUGUUUGCAACUUGAUGGGCAGCAUUCGGUUGUACAAAAAAUCAAUGACGAUAUCCGGAUAGAAUCGCCCCAUCCCUUCGUCGUACCAGCACCAGGAAAGGGCAUCCCCUCGAAUCCAGGGCGAGCUAAUGAAUUUUCCUAGUGCUGCUCCCAUGUAUACCAAGCAAGUGUACACCUGCCAAAACCGAAACGGCCACAUCGGCCACGAGGUCGACAAGUUGAGCGUGUGUUGUCGAUACCGGUGGAUUUCUUCGGGAUCGUUUGGGAGGUUCAGCCACAGCCGCACACGCGGGACAAGACCCCCGAAUCCGUCCCGGAUGGUAACAUGAUCGAGCGGUAAGAAGAUCAAAAAGAAGGCCCACAUUCGAUUCAUGUGAAAUUCGUGGUCCCAGAGCACCGAGUUGUGGGCGAACAUGUUUUGGAGAAAGAAAAAACACCCCACCGC
This is a messenger RNA of Pseudo-nitzschia multistriata, 3746 nucleotides long. The record is from the annotation of a GenBank genome assembly. NCBI's taxonomy places the organism in Eukaryota, Bacillariophyta, Bacillariophyceae, Bacillariales, Bacillariaceae.